This is a messenger RNA of Pseudogymnoascus verrucosus, 2955 nucleotides long. RefSeq lists its product as uncharacterized. Gene Ontology annotation, molecular function: RNA binding. The coding region runs from base 1 to 2955 and encodes 984 amino acids. Gene Ontology annotation, biological process: mRNA 3'-end processing by stem-loop binding and cleavage. The record is from RefSeq and is a predicted model, not a curated record. NCBI's taxonomy places the organism in Eukaryota, Fungi, Ascomycota, Leotiomycetes, Thelebolales, Thelebolaceae. Gene Ontology annotation, cellular component: mRNA cleavage and polyadenylation specificity factor complex. The transcript has a single exon.
AUGUUCAACUUCACUCCAUUGGCAGGCGCUCAGUCUGAGAGCAGCGCAUCACAGUCUCUCCUUGAGCUUGAUGGUGGCGUGAAAGUCCUCAUUGACGUCGGAUGGGACGAAACCUUUGACGUAGAGAAGCUCCGGAAUCUCGAGAAGCACGUUCCGACAAUCUCCAUCGUCCUCCUCACCCACGCAACAGUCGCCCAUUUAGCAGCGUAUGCCCAUUGCUGCAAGCAUUUCCCGCUGUUUACUCGAAUACCGAUCUAUGCUACAACACCUGUCAUCUCGCUCGGGCGCACCCUUCUCCAAGACCUGUAUGCAUCAACUCCACUCGCAUCGACCAUCAUUCCUUCCUCGUUGCUCUCCGAAACGUCCUAUUCGUACUCGAAGCCAGGUUCUGGGGAGGAUGAUUCACACAUACUCCUACAGUCUCCGACCCACGAAGAGAUUGCGAACUACUUUUCCCUCAUCCACCCAUUGAAAUACUCGCAACCGCACCAACCGCUUCCGUCACCAUUUUCGCCGCCACUCAACGGCCUCACAAUUACAGCCUACAAUGCAGGACAUACGCUAGGUGGGACUAUCUGGCACAUCCAGCAUGGUUUAGAAUCGAUAGUCUAUGCCGUGGACUGGAAUCAAGCAAGGGAGAAUAUUCUGGCAGGUGCGGCAUGGCUUGGCGGGGCUGGUGCUGGUGGAGCAGAGGUCAUCGAACAACUACGAAAACCUACUGCUCUUAUUUGUAGCAGCAAGGGCGCUGAGCGGAUAGCUUUGGCUGGGGGGCGGACUAAAAGAGAUGAGGCGCUUUUGGAUAUGAUCAAGUCCGCUAUCGCCAAGGGAGGAACUGUUCUGAUACCGACGGACUCCAGUGCGCGGGUGCUGGAACUGGCAUAUCUGCUAGAGCACGCAUGGCGCAAGGACGCAUCAAACCCGGAAAGCCCAUUUCAGAAUGCGAAUCUAUAUUUAUGCAGCAAGAACAUCGGGGCAACGAUGCGCUAUACCAGAAGUAUGUUGGAAUGGAUGGACGAUGGGAUCAUCAGAGAGUUCGAAGCCAUUGCCGGCGGUAUUGAUAGACAGCCGAACAAGCCUUCAGAGCCAAGGCAGGCUGGGGCUGGUCCUUUCGACUUCAAACAUGUGCGCCUGAUUGAGAGGAAAGGGGGGGUCAGUGCUGUCCUUAACAACGACGCGACAAAGGAUGGCAAGCCGAUGGCCAAAGUUAUUCUUGCAAGUGACAGGUCACUGGAUUGGGGAUUUUCGAAAGAUAUUUUGCGAAAUAUAGCUGCUGAUAGCCGCAACCUGGUUAUUUUGACGGAGAAAAUGAGUAAGCUGCCUGACGGGGGACGAAGCUCGGGAGUUUCGAGGACGUUAUGGUCUUGGUGGGAUGAGAGGAAGGAUGGUGUUGCGCUCGAGCAAGGCUCAACAGGAGAUAGCUUGGAGCAGGUAUAUGGGGGUGGGCGAGAGUUGACGCUUACGGAUGUAAAGCGAGAGGCAUUGGAGGGAAAUGAAUUGCUAUCAUACCAACAAUGGCUUGCCACUCAGCGUCAGUUACAAACGAUAACUCAACCAGGAGGACCAACCGCCUUAGACACAUCUGCAGACGCAGUUGAUGAUGCUUCAUCUGUGUCAUCAUCAGAUAGUGAAGAAUCUGAAACAGAGCAGCAAGGAAAGGCUCUCAAUAUCUCCACCGCGUUAGGUCAAGCCGGAAGGAAGAAGAUGGGCCUCAGCGAUGAAGACCUGGGCAUCAACAUUCUCUUGCGUCGGAAAGGCGUUCACGAUUACGACGUACGAGGCAAGAAGGGCCGUGAGAAGAUGUUCCCGCUGGUUAUUCGACGCAGACGAGCAGACGAAUUUGGAGACUUGAUUCGACCUGAGGAAUAUCUCAGAGCCGAAGAGCGAGAUGAAGCUGAGGCACAAGAUUCGCGCCAAUCUGGCAAGUACGAUACCCAGGACACGCUUGGAAAGAAGCGUAGGUGGGACGACGUAGUUACCAAAGCGGACCGACGACCGUCAGAUAGCGCAAACAAACGACAGCAGACCGGCUUCAAUGAUAGUGGGGAUAUUCCUGCAAUCAACGACGGCGGAUUUGCCAAUGGCGUUUUUGAUGAAGACGCUAUUGAAGAUGAGCUUGAUGUUGUUGGACCUGCGAAAGCUAUUUUCUCAACAGAAUCAAUCACCGUUAACUUGCGCCUGGCGUUCGUCGAUUUUGAAGGGCUACACGACAAGCGAAGUCUUCACAUGCUGAUACCCCUUAUCCAGCCAAGAAAGUUGAUCCUGGUGUCGGGGUUGAAGGAUGAGACUUUGGCUCUGGCACUUGACUGCCGUCGAUUACUAGGAGGCGGAGGAGAUAAGCAGGUUGAUGUGUAUACUCCGGAGGUUGGCGCAACUAUUGAUGCAAGCGUCGAUACUAAUGCAUGGGCUGUUAAGCUCACACAUAGCCUUGUCAAGCAGCUUCGAUGGCAGAAGGUCAAAGGCCUCGGCAUUGUGACACUGAGCGGGCGUUUAGCUGCUGCUUUACCAUCAUCUACCGAAUCAAUUGAUGGGAGCGAAGGAAACGCAAACAAGAAGCAGAAAAUAGAUUCGGACAAGGAUUCGGAAGAAGUACCAGACAACGAAUCCCAGGCGCUUCAAACCAUCCCAGAACCCGAGAAAGCGUCUAUGCCAGUCUUGGAUACCUUACCAACGAGCAUGGCAUCAGCGACUCGAUCUGUAGCUCAGCCGCUACAUGUUGGUGAUCUCCGGCUUGCUGACUUGAGGAAAAUAAUGCUCUCCGCCGGAUACACGGCUGAAUUCAGGGGUGAAGGAACACUCUUGAUUGAUGGCUGCGUUGCUGUCCGCAAACUAGGAACGGGAGCGAUCGAAGUCGAGAGUGCUGGGAUAGGACAGACUGGUAUACCUCAACAGCGAAAUACCUUUUACGCAGUUAAAAUGAAGAUUUACGAAGGCCUUGCGGUUGUGGCCGGCGGCUAG